Molecule: messenger RNA, 1736 nt
Organism: Centruroides sculpturatus (bark scorpion)
Lineage: Eukaryota; Metazoa; Arthropoda; Arachnida; Scorpiones; Buthidae
Product: beta-1,3-galactosyltransferase 5-like
Exons: 1
Coding region: 140-1183 (347 amino acids)
Cellular component (GO): membrane
Molecular function (GO): hexosyltransferase activity
Source: RefSeq, a predicted model, not a curated record
UCAGUUUGCUAUAUUGUUGCAUAAUUUACAUAAUAAUUUAGUAUAGUGAAUGGAAAUUAUACUGUAUAAUCGAAUGAGUUUAAAGCUGACUUAAGACUCGAAUUCUUUUACCCACCUUCGUUUUUAAAGGGGGUGCAAGAUGGUGUUUUUUAUAUACAGGAACAAAAUCAAGUUUUGUAGGAUAAGGAAGAGAGGCUUGAGAAUUGUAUUGUUACUCGUUGUUCUUGUUUUCACGCUGUGUUUCUUACUAGUUUACUGGAAACAUCGGCACGUAAAUAGUUUAAUAGAAGGGGAACCUCCGAUUUACGUCACCGAUCUGUGUUUCGUAUUAGAUAAGAAUUUAUUAGCAGUGAUACUAGUGAACAGCGCGGCGAUAAACGUAAAUAGAAGGCGACUAAUUCGUGCCACGUGGGCUAACAAAUAUUUGUGUCGCGCUCUUAAAAUAGCCGUUGUGUUUUUGGUGGGGAGAUCCGACGAUCCCGUUCUCAUGCGAGAGGUGAAUGACGAGAGGAAACUCUACGGUGACGUCCUUCAAGUCGACACAGUCGAUUCCUAUCGCCAUCUGGUGGAGAAAAUAGUAAACGGAAUCGAUUGGAGUUUAAAAAACUGCCCCAAUACAAAAUACGUCACGAAAAUCGACGAUGACGUCUUCCUCAAUAUAUUCGAAUUUCAGAGGUAUUUGGAGGAAACCAUCAUUCACCGGCAGGCGGCGCAUUUUAUAUGCCUCUUGUGGCCUUCUAUCGACGUGCAACGGGACACGUUAUCCAAAUGGUACGUCAGUUAUGAGGAGUAUCCGCAUCCAACUUAUCCACCCUAUUGUUCUGGAGCAGCGUACAUAAUGCCCCACGGUGUGGCUAGCAAAAUAUGCCAACUGUACUUAAAGGAACCUAUAUUUUGGAUAGAAGACGUUUACAUAACGGGAUUUCUAGCGGCACGUGGCAAUUUGGGACACUUCCAAGCUGGCCAUUUUUACGGUUUUGUGAAUUAUAAAUACGAUAAUUUGAUACGAGGUAAUAUUAUAUUUGCUCAUAUCAAUAAGAACGAAACCGCAAUCAAGAAUAAUUUGUGGAAAAGCAUUCUGAAUUACCAAAAACUGAUAAACAAUACUUUGAUUGUCGCACCAGAAACUUAUAAGGUUGAAAUUCUCCCGACGGAUUCGUACGAUUAUUAUGAAGUUAAUUAAUUUAAAAUUCAAAAUUAUUUAAUAAAUUACUUCAUGUGUUGUCAAUAAUACUGCAUAGAAUAUUUCUCUAUAAAAUGUAUUUUAAUUAUUUCCAUAGAAUUCUAAAAUUUUAUCAUAAGUUUCGAACAUAUACAACUCGUGUUUUCCAAACUGUAGUUCGCGAUCUCCAUUGAUUUUUCGGUUUUCAUCUUGGAGCAGGUCAAUUUUUUUUUGUUAAUAAUUUAUAAAUUAAUUUAAAUUAUUACAUAGAAAGCUACGAAAUAAUAAAAGUGUAUUUUUAUAUUGCAAUAACUAAAUUAAAUUAAAUCGAAAGUCAGUUAACCGCUCUUCCUUACUGUUUAUUAUACAGAUUAUAAAGCUUUAUUAUGUUAUAUUAUAAGUUUUCAAAAAUGCUUUGUUAGUUUGUUAACGCGAAUUAUACGGUUAACUGAAUUUUAGGCCAUUUUGUUGCUUUAUAAAAUUAAUACUAUAAAGGUAGAUAAAGUGAAAAGAGAGACAAAUAAGGAUGCUUAAGAUGUGGAUUAUAUUUUACUGCAUCCUUCAGCAUCAUCAG